Abrus precatorius (Indian licorice) is the source of this 3573-nucleotide messenger RNA. RefSeq names its product SCY1-like protein 2. Lineage: Eukaryota; Viridiplantae; Streptophyta; Magnoliopsida; Fabales; Fabaceae. The transcript is spliced from 15 exons. Gene Ontology annotation, biological process: protein phosphorylation. The record is from RefSeq and is a predicted model, not a curated record. Gene Ontology annotation, molecular function: ATP binding; protein kinase activity. The coding region runs from base 209 to 3061 and encodes 950 amino acids.
AGCUUAAAGGAAGAAGGAUGAGAAAAUUGACCAAACGAAAAGGAACGGGCGAAGGAAGAUGACUUAUAACCCGGAGAAAUAGAAAGAGAAAGAGGGAAAAGACAGAGAAGUGGAAGUUGCGGUGAUCAGGGCACAGCCAGAAUCUGAAAUCCAUUAAUCCAAAUUGGAAGUGUGAAUUGAAUUGGAGCUGUGCCGUAGAAGAGGGAAAAUGUCGCUGAAUAUGAAAACCCUAACCCAAGCAUUGGCGAAGACCGCAGCGGUGAUUGAGAAGACAGUGCAGACAACGGUGCAGGAGGUGACAGGACCCAAGCCACUUCAAGACUACGACCUUCUACACCAGAUCGGUUCUGCUGGGCCUGGCCUCGCGUGGAGGCUCUACUCGGCCAGGGCGCGUGAUCCCUCGCGUCAGCACCAAUACCCGGUUGUAUGUGUGUGGGUAUUAGACAAACGCGCUCUUUCCGAGGCCCGAAUGCGUGCUGGCCUCACCAAAGCCGCUGAGGAUUCCUUUUUAGAUUUGGUUCGCACCGAUGCGGCUAAGCUCGUGCGUCUCAGACAUCCUGGGAUCGUUCACGUCGUUCAGGCCCUCGACGAGAGCAAGAAUGCCAUGGCUAUGGUCACCGAACCCUUGUUUGCUUCCGUCGCCAAUACUCUUGGCAAUGUCGACAAUAUUCCUAAUCUUCCUAAAGAUCUCAGGGGAAUGGAAAUGGGACUUUUGGAGGUCAAACAUGGUUUACUUCAGAUGGCAGAAUCCUUGGACUUUCUUCACAACCAUGCUCAUCUUAUUCAUCGAGCUUUAUCACCCGAGAACAUUCUGAUCACCUUGAGUGGAGCUUGGAAACUUGCUGGAUUUGGUUUUGCCAUUUCUGCUACUCAGACCUCUGGUGACUCAUCUAAUCUGCAACCCUUCCAUUAUGCUGAAUAUGAUGUUGAGGACUCUGUUUUGCCACUUCAGCCAUCACUUAAUUACACUGCUCCUGAACUGGUGAGGAGCACCAUGCCUUCAGCUGGGUGCUCAUCUGAUAUUUUCAGUUUUGGAUGCCUUGCCUACCAUUUAAUUGCUCGCAAGCCUUUGUUUGACUGCCACAACAAUGUGAAGAUGUACAUGAAUACCUUGAAUUACUUAUCCAGUGAUGCAUUUUCAUCUGUCCCAUCGGAACUGGUUCCUGACUUGCAAAAGAUGCUCUCUACAAAUGAGUCUUUCAGGCCAACAGCAAUGGAUUUUACAGAGGAAGGUCUUGAUCAUGUCAGAUGUGGCACGAGUAAUAAUUCUACACUUUCACAAUUGACUUGCUCACCAUUUUUUCGAAAUGAUACUAGGUUGCGUGCUCUACGCUUCCUUGACCACAUGCUUGAAAGAGAUAACCUGCAAAAGUCAGAGUUCUUAAAAGCACUGUCAGACAUGUGGAAAGAUUUUGAUUCCCGUGUAUUGCGAUACAAGGUCCUUCCACCACUUUGUGCAGAACUUAGGAAUGUGGUGAUACAGCCGAUGAUUCUACCCAUGGUUCUCACUAUUGCAGAGUCUCAGGACAAGAAUGAUUUUGAGCAAUCAACACUCCCAGCCCUUGUCCCUGUCUUGAGUACUGCUGCUGGUGAGACACUGUUGCUACUUGUGAAGCAUGCUGAGCUUAUAAUAAACAAGACUAGUCAAGAGCAUUUAGUUUCGCACGUUCUUCCAAUGAUUGUUCGGGCCUACGAUGAUACUGAUGCUCGUAUGCAAGAAGAGGUCCUGAAAAAAUCUGUAUCCCUUGCCAAACAACUUGAUGCCCAGCUGGUGAAACAAGUGAUUUUGCCCCGUGUUCAUGGAUUAGCACUUAAAACAACAGUUGCCGCGGUUAGAGUCAAUGCUUUGCUGUGCCUAGGAGACAUGGUUAACCGACUUGAUAAACAUGCUGUCCUGGAUAUCUUGCAAACUAUUCAGCGCUGUACUGCUGUUGACCAUUCUCCUCCAACCCUUAUGUGUACCUUAGGGGUUGCAAAUUCUAUUUUUAAGCAGUAUGGAGUAGAAUUUGUUGCUGAGCAUGUUCUUCCAUUGCUUAUGCCUCUUCUGACUGCUCAACAACUUAAUGUUCAACAGUUUGCCAAAUAUAUGCUCUUUGUCAAGGAUAUGCUUCAUAAGAUAGAAGAGAAGCGAGGAGUGGCUGUGACUGAUUCUGGAAUCCCGGAGGUAAAACUAUCUCCCAUGGUUAAUGGCCUUCAAUCUGAAGCCCUGAGGACAAGCAGCAGCACUGUAGCUGCUUCAACAAAAAGCAGCUCCUCUUGGGAUGAAGAUUGGGGUCCCAGAACAAAGGGAACUGCCUCUUCUAUCCAAAAUUCUGUUGAUACCACCAGUCAAUCUGCGGCAAGCCACCCUGUGGGUCAAGUAACAUCCUUACAAAAGCAUUUGUCCUUGUCUGCUUUAUCUACUCAGCAGACAACCAAGUCAUGUCCCUCAGUAGAUGUAGAAUGGCCGCCUCGUACAUCUCUUGGUGUUACCUCACAAUUUGGUGACACUGAAAGUCAUACAGUAGCAGCAGGAACUUCGUCCACAUCUAAUCUUGAAUCUGAUGAUCCUUUUGCUGAUUGGCCGCCACGUCCUAAUAACUCAUUAUCAGGUGGAUCUGGAAUAUCAAACAAUGGUACUUUAGGAAUGCCGCUAAACAAGCUUGGGUUUAAUUCAAUGACGAGCACUUCAAGCAAUAUGGCUCCCCAAACUACCUACAGUUGGCCUGUUAAUUCCCAAAGUUCUGCAGAGUCUAUCAGUUUGAACACGAGGAAUGCUAGCUCAACCGUUGGUAGCCUGAAUAGUGGCCUUGAACCUCAGAAUUCUCUUGGGUUCCUAAAGCAAAAUAAUGCUUUUCCAUCAUCAAAUGUUUCAUAUAAUAAUGUUCAGUCAACGGCAACAGAUCUUGGAUCGAUAUUUUCCUCCAACAAGAAUGAACAGAUUGCACCUAAACUUGCACCACCGCCAUCAACCACAGUCGGUAGAGGACGAGGAAGAGGGAGGGGAGUGGUUUCAACCACUCGGUCCUCUCAAACCAAGUCACAUGUUGAGCAGCCACCCCUUUUGGAUUUGUUGGGGUAGCUUACUUCUAUUAUUGUUCUUGUAUCAUGGUGACGGGUUACUGCUUAGCUUGUACAUUUUAUGCAACGACCUGUGUUGAGUGGUUGGAGACAUUUAUUGUGAAGGGAGAGAUUGCAGGAAAACUUGCCAGGCAGCAUCUGUUGUAAGGAACGGCAACUCUAUGUAAAGGCUUUGUUGUAUGUUGCUUAGUCUACAGUGAUUUUGCAAAAUUUGGAUUAAUAUUGUUUAUUUUUUUGUCCUUGUUUUAUGUCAUACUACAUUUUUAGGGCAUCAGGCAAAGUGUAUUCAGAGAAAUCCUGAUUACUGUGACUGGGUUGAAAAUAAUAAAAGCAAUCAUGAAGUUUCUUCUGUAAAAAGAUUUGAAUUCUGUUAAGUAUGGUUUGAUUUAGCGUAACAGAAAUUGUUUGCUGUUUAAGAAAGACAGCUUGGGUGAAAAAGUGAUCUCUUCUUCUAUCUUACCCUAGCUUUCAACUAUUGGAACUGGAAGCUUUAAUGGCAGAGGAUUUGUUUUU